Pseudovirgaria hyperparasitica is the source of this 1270-nucleotide messenger RNA. RefSeq lists its product as uncharacterized. The transcript has 4 exons. Bases 208 to 1041 code for a protein of 277 amino acids. The record is from RefSeq and is a predicted model, not a curated record. Gene Ontology annotation, cellular component: prospore membrane; lipid droplet; ascospore wall. Lineage: Eukaryota; Fungi; Ascomycota; Dothideomycetes; Acrospermales; Acrospermaceae.
UCAUGUGGUUGUGAAGAUCGAAGACGCAAAAAUGACCCGCACCGCCCAUCCGAUCUAUGCCAUGCACGGACUUACCUCGGACCUAAGCCAACGCGUCAUCCAUGCACGAGGGCGGAGGGAAGCCUGACCACUGCAGUCUAAACACGGUUCUAUUAUUACUUCUUUCAUGUCAACUUACCACAAAACACCAGGGGGUAAUCGCUCAAUAUGGCGCCUGAUAGACAAGCCUUGAUGCAGCACCACUUUAAACCACUAUAUGCCAUUCCGAAAGCCUCUUUUCUCUAUCCUAUAAAGGGCCUGUGGUACUUUGUCACUCACCCUUUUCUAUAUCCCCUGUUACGGGCCAGACUACUUCCAGCCGUCCUCCUUUCUGUAUUUGUGCUCUUCAUUCUCUUCUUCUUCACCUACCUGCCGCAGGUAGCCUUCCUAGCCAUCUUCCACCGCCAAGGUGCGUGGGUGAACGGUACAUUCCUUGUGCUAGGUGAAGGCGCUGUUGUCGUCGCUCUUCUUUUCGAAGCCUUCUUUGUAGACGAGACACAAGUCGACAUCUUCGACGCUGUUCUCGUCGAGAAGGGUUAUGGAGCACUUGUUUCAUCAAGACGUCCUGUGAAUGAAGAAGGCGACAAUCCCGUCAAGCGCCUCGGAAAGCCCACGAGAUCAUCAAUCUAUGCACCAUUCUCUCUACGCCAGAUAGUGGAGCUUGUCCUGCUACUACCACUGAAUUUCAUCCCGGUCGUUGGUGUGCCUCUAUUUCUUGUCCUGACUGGCUAUCGUGGCGGUCCGUUCCAUCACUGGCGCUACUUCAAACUGCAUGACUGGACCAAGAGUCGAAGGCAGGAGUGGGUGAGAAAGCGUAAAUGGUCGUACACUUGGUUUGGCACAGUUGCUCUAGUACUGCAGCUUGUGCCUGUGCUAAGCAUGUUUUUCCUCAUGACGACCGCAGCAGGUGCAGCAUUGUGGGCUAUCGAGCUCGAGGAGAGACGACUUCUACUUGAAGACGUCCCAACGACGGGUCCGGAAUUCUCCGAUGAUCCGGCGUGAGCAUUCAUCAACGUUAAAUUGGCCGUACAUGGUGCUGAGGACGAUUAUGGCUAUGAGUCCAACGCACAGAGAUAUGAUUGUGUUGUGCUGGCUGACACUCAAAUGUCGCGUCAGCCGCAAGCAAGCCUUGCCUAAGGCUGCAGUGCAUAACUUCUGCACCAGCUAAACAAUAGUUGAUCGCUUAUUCUUCCGGUCCAUUUUCGACGCAUCUACCACAUGUGGACGUUGA